Molecule: messenger RNA, 1725 nt
Organism: Ochlerotatus camptorhynchus
Lineage: Eukaryota; Metazoa; Arthropoda; Insecta; Diptera; Culicidae
Product: CAAX prenyl protease 1 homolog
Exons: 2
Coding region: 150-1505 (451 amino acids)
Biological process (GO): CAAX-box protein processing
Cellular component (GO): endoplasmic reticulum membrane
Molecular function (GO): metalloendopeptidase activity
Source: RefSeq, a predicted model, not a curated record
GUCAAGUGCAUUUUCGUCGUCGGCAAGAGAAAAGGGAAGCCGAUUUUUCCACUUACGUGUUCCUAGUUUUUUCCGUUCCGUCGUUCGUACACGGUUCAAUAGAAGCAGGAUUUUCACUAAACGCGACUGGUUCUACGAACAACGGCAAUAUGUUCGAGAACCUGUCUAAAAGUGAGCUCACGCUCUACUCGAUUCUGAUUUUCCUGUUUCUGGAAAAUAUGGUCAAUUUGUAUCUAACGCGGCGGCAGAUUUAUAUCUACGAAUCUAGCAAAAAUGUACCGGAAGAGUUGCGCGAUGUGAUGAAAAAGGAAACCUUCGAGAAAGCCCGGCUGUACGGACUGGAUAAAGCAAACUUUGAGGUGUUCAAACUGUUGGUAUGCGACAUCGGAAUCGCUACGAUUGAACUGUACAGUGGUUUCGUGGCGUUGAUCUGGUCAAGAGCGUUGGAUGUUACAGGGAAGGUUGGAAUGAAUCCCGGAAACGAGAUUCAUGUUAGCAUUGUGUUCCUGAUCUUGAUCAACCUCAUUGGGACGUUCAAGGAUAUGCCGUUUAAAAUUUAUGGAACGUUCAUCCUGGAAGAAAAGCAUGGAUUCAACAAGCAGACUCCCGGAUUCUUCGUAAAGGAUCAGAUCAAAUCGUUUUUGGUGGGUCAAGUUCUGUCGAUUCCCAUCGUGGCAGCAAUCGUUUACAUUGUCCAGAUCGGUGGCGAUUACUUCUUCAUCUGGCUGUGGGCUUUCGUGGGAAUUGUUUCUUUGGUAUUGAUUACAAUUUACCCGGUUUACAUCGCUCCCUUGUUUGACAAGUUUCGCCCACUGGAGGAUGGGGAACUUAAGACCAGCAUCGAGCAGCUUGCAGCAACGCUCAAGUUUCCGCUUGGAAAACUGUUCGUUGUGGAGGGUUCGAAACGAUCAGCCCACAGUAAUGCAUAUUUUACCGGUCUUUUUGGAGCAAAGCGAAUCGUGCUUUUCGACACUCUGCUCUUGAACAAGGGACUCCCGGACGAUUCCACUCUUGCCGAAGACGAAAAAGGAAAAGGCUGUGAGAAUAAGGAAGUUUUGGCGGUUCUCGCCCAUGAACUGGGACACUGGAAGCUUGGUCACAUUAGGAAGAACAUUGUCAUCAUGCAGGUGCAGAUGUUUUUGAUCUUCAUGGUCUUCUCGCAGCUGUUCAAAUAUUCUCCACUGUACCAAGCGGUUGGCUUUUCACCAAACGUUCAACCCAUUCUGAUCGGUUUCCUGGUGAUUGUCAUGUAUGUCCUCGCACCUUACAAUACGCUGAUUAACUUCGCCAUGACUAUUCUGUCGCGCCGUUUCGAGUACCAAGCGGAUGACUUUGCCAACGGGCUCGGAUACUCAAAGGAGUUGGGCAAAGCUCUGGUCAAGCUGCACAUUGACAAUCUUGGUUUCCCGGUGUACGAUUGGAUGUACUCGGCUUGGAAUCAUUCGCACCCGACUUUGCUACAACGGUUGGAGCGGCUCAAAAAUGGAGAGAAGAAGGAUAGAUGAAUUGAUUGAAGCAUCAGCAAUUAAUAGUAUGCACGCGUAUGUCGUCUAUCUAGUCUGCAUUCGAUUGUGGGUGGAGAAGAUUGUGUGAAAUGGUUAAACAAUUCAGAUGUCAUAAAAUUGCAAAUUUGCAUUUUGCCUAGCAGAGUCUGAGCAGCACUGUACUUUUAGCUUCUAGAUUUUUAGUUGGAACAAUAAAGCUUACAAACUUGAGAAUCCACAA